AAACAGAGGGCAUCGCAGGAGAUAAAUGGCUGAGUAUGUACUAUAAACGCAGAAACCCUAGGCUUAAGAUCUAGGUUAGAUAUUAGAUUCUUUCCCUCUUUGCGAUUCUCGUCCUAUACACAGCAAUUCCUCGAAGUUGCCGAGCUUGGCCGAAACCCCUCUGCUUAAUCGCCCUCCUCGGUAGGUGAUUACUACUUGUUGUUCAUCUUGGAGUUUAACAUUCAGAAGACUACGUUAACUUUCCUAGUUUAUUAUCAAAAUUAAUUUAUAAAUUUAAUCAAGGAAUUUGCUAUUGGUUUAAGAUAGAGAGAAGGAUUAUAAGUUUGGCAAAUCGUAAAGUCAUGUCAAUAUCAGGAAACAAAGAGACUGGGGUUAGAUCCAUUUCCAGGCAGUCUAGUGAUUACAUUGCAGGUGUUCCUAUCAAGAAGAGGAGGUUCCCGUUAUUCAAUUCUCCUCCACCUCUAUCUGAAGUUCCAUCCGACUCACUACGAAAGGAACAAUGCGACUCACUACAAAAGGAACAAUCUGAAUCACUACAAAAGGAACAAUCCGACUCACUACGAAAGGAACAAUCCAAAUCACUACAAAAGGAACAAUGUGACUCACUACAGAAAGAGCGAUCUGAUUCACUACAGAAGGAUCCAUCUGAUUCGCUGGGGAAGGAGCGACCUGAUUCACUGCGGCAGGAGCAAUCUGAUUUGCUGCGGAAGGAUCAAUUUAGCCCAUCCCAGGGUUCAGCUAUAUCAAAUGCUAGCCCAUCUCAGGGGUUAGCUAUAUCAAAUGCUAGUGUUGCAACAAGUUUUUCUGCUAUGUCUGAUGUAAAUGAGAAACCUGUAUCUGAGGAAUGUGAAGGAAGUUCUGAUGUUACAAAUGUUACUGUGGUCCAAAGCAAUUCUAACUACCCUAAGAUCAAACUUGAGGAACCAAGCCUCAGAAUUCACUCUGGUUCUUUGGAUGAUAUUGAAAGCAAAGACAAGUUUGUUGCGGCCGCAAAAUCUGCAUGUCCGAUGACUUUGGGAAAAGCGAAGUUGCAGUUAGCACCAAAUGAAGCUCGUGAACUUAAUGUGGGGAAAGAGAUUCAUAGCAAAGAAAAAAUCGAAGGGAAGUGUAAAGCAGCGAUUCCUAUGGCUCCAGGGAAUAUUGAAUUGACAUUAGGUAUAAAGGAACAUCUUUUCCCAGCUUUGGCAGAUCAUAACAGUGAUGGGAGAGGCCAGGAUCAGGAUAGUUUAGAGCCUGUUUUGCUGAAUUUGUCUUUGAGUAAGGAAUAUACUGGCAUCCAGUGCAAAAAUGAUGAUGUUGAGUCGAAUAAUGGUGCACAGCGGUGUGCCAAUAGGGCAAACUGGGAUCUGAAUACUACGAUGGAUGCAUGGGACAGUUCUGCUAGUGAUGCAGCUGUGGGUCAAUUAUCUUUUGAUGGGUUUAAUACAACUGAUUGCACACAAGACAUAAAACCUUUUAUUUGCUCACCCAGGAUGAUUGGAACUCUUGCUGCUUCCAAACAACAUAGCCUUGUAUUGAGUGAGAACAGAGCUAAUUCCACCGUAUUGACCAAACCUUCUUGCCAACAAUAUAAAUUAGAUGACCCUCUUCAUUUAGGCCUUAGUCCAUCCUCUCUUCAGCCAUGGGCGAGCCCGGGACCUUCCAGCAUAUCUGGCAAAGAUUCAGGCAGGGUUGUUACUAAUGUAUGCUUUCCGAGAUCGGUGGCUUCGGCUUCAACUAGCAAUUUGAACAGUUUUAAUUGUACGACUGUGAAAUCAGAACCAUUUGAUGAGAACAGCAAAUUAGAUGAUAGGGGAUCUAAAGCCAAUAAUUUGGGAUUAUUAUUAGAUAAUAGAACACUAAAGCAUGGUUUAGUUGAGCAGUGCAGUCUUAACAAAUCUUCAAAAACUAGCACCCUGAAAUUAGUUGAUCGAGCAUCCAUAAAAAGGGAAACAGCUAAUGAGGGUUUUCAGGAAGCACUCAAUACUGUAGAGGGGACAUCACAAGGAGUAGAUAAACAGGUGCAGCAAGGUUUGAGCAAUCAUUCUUUUGCUGUGGCAAUGCCUGGAACUGCACAAAUCUCCUGCCCUGUGGGAGAACCUUCCUGUUCAACAGAAUUGACUAUAGCCAGUGAUGUAGCAAACCAUGUAGAACACGGUGAACACUCUAUUUACGCCAAAGGGGCCCAUAUUAAUGGGGAGGUAGUGCCUCAGGAAGCAUGUGAAAGAGCUAUGCCAGUUACUUUAGAAAAGUCUGUGAGUCAUGAGGGUAAAGAAUCGAGUACUUCUAUGAUGGUAGAUACUGUAAGAAGUGGAGAUGGAAAUGCUUAUGAUCCUGAGCAGUGCAGAUUGAAAUCCAUGAAUGAAGGGUUCCAAGAUAUGCAGGGAAGUGAAGGUUCUGUAAGUGAUGAGGAAAAGAUUAAUAUAUCUGCCGAUAUGCUAGAGGAAGAUUCUUAUAGUUCUGAUUAUGAGUCAGAUGGGAAUCAUCCUUCAGCUAGGGCUAUGGAUACAAAACAAGAUGGUGAAGAAGAUGAUUAUGAAGAUGGUGAGGUCCGGGAACCACUAGUGCACAAUGCUGUAGGUGAGCCCAUAUUUGAGAAAGAAGAAGUAGAACAUGUUGAUCAAGGUGACUCUGAUAAUAUAGCCAUGGACAUUGUGGGACAGCCUUGUGAUUAUCAUCCCACUUCAUCCAAUGUUGAGGAAAAAGAGGCUAUAACAAAAUAUCCUGAUGAAACAAAUAACCAAGAUACUAAAGAUUGUGUUGACUCGGUGAAGGGGGACUCUGAUAGCAGUGCUGAUAAACUUAUGUGUUUGCAAGAAUCAUUGACUGUUGAAAAACUGGCCAGUGGAGCUGAAAUGAAGACGCCCAUUAAGGACAUAAGAAGAAAACCACUUGAUGGAUCAGGUAGUAAAGAUCGCUUAAAGGAACAAGAGAGAGAAUUAUCACCUGAGCAAACCACUAAAGGAAACCAAGAAGCUGUUGCUGCUGUUAUUCAGUUUGCUGAUGAGAAUUUUAAAAAAAUUGAUUUAGUGGAAAAUUAUAAUAUAGCUCUGCCAAAGAUGGAAGCAUCUGCAAAUGGUGAUGAUGCAGCUAAGGAUGUCAACGGUGGUUGUAAUCGGAGCCGCAUUAUAAAUUUGUCUCGAGCUUCUAAUGCGUUAUCUCCUAGUAAAACAAGACCUAUUUCUGCCAGGUCAUUGCCAUCACGAGCUGGAAGAGAAAGAUUACCUGAUGUAGCACUUGAGGGAGAAAAGUUACAUUCCAGAGGGAGAGAUGAAUUAUAUGAGGGUUCUCACAAAUUUUCCCAAGAGAGGCACCAAGAUCAGUCGCCCAGAAAUUCUAGAUUAAAGUUUGUGCAUGGCAGAGGGAGGAUCACUAAUCGGUUAGAUACUUUACAUGGUGACUGGGAUUCUGACCGUGACUUCAAUUCAGAAUUUUACAAUGGUCCAACAGAGUUUCGUAUUCCCAGAAAUAAAUAUGUAUCUGCUGAUGCUGACCUUGAAUAUGAUAGUUAUAAUAUUGCACCAGAUGGUGCAUUUUUUGGCGCUGGUCGGGGAGGGAGGAAGCAUUUAAAUGAUGAGGGAGCAGUUUUUCGCCAUAUACCCCAGAGAAGACGGUCUCCUGGAGGGAGGGAUGGGCCUGCUGCACGUGGUGGUGUUCAAAUGAUUCGUAGAGUUCCGAGAAAUGUGAGCCCUGGUAGAUGCGUUGAUGAAGAUGGUUCUGAAGUGGUUGGACUGAGGCAUGGUGAGAAGUUCAUGAGGGUUUUUCCUGAUGAUGCUAUGGAUCCCAUGUUCACACGACCCCAACCUGCAUAUGAGGGAGUAGGUGGUCAUUUUGGCCGAGGUACUAGGAACUUUUCUUCUGUUCAGAGAAGGGGUCUUCCCCGAGUUCAUUCAAAAUCUCCAAUAAGAUCCAGAUCUCGUUCUCCUGUCCCAUGGCAAUCUCCAAGGAGAAGAUCCCAAGAUGGCUUUGGCGGACAUCCAGAACUGACUCAUCGGAGAUCUCCCCCAAUUUACAGGAUGGAAAGGAUGAGAUCUCCAGAGCGCCCUUGUUUCACUGGAGACCUAAUGGUCAGAAGGCAUGGCUCCCCGCCAUAUAUGUCACGAUCAUCUAAUGAUUUGAGGGAUUUGGAUACUGGACGGGACCAUGGUCAUCCAAGAUCUGUCAUUCCCAAUAGGAGCCCAUCUGGUCGGAUUUUACUCAGAAACAGGAGAUUUGAUGUUAUAGAUCCCCGAGAAAGAACAGAUAAUGAUGAGUACUUUGGGGGGCCCAUGAACACUGGCAGAUUACAUGAGCUUGGUGGUGAUGCAAAUGGUGAUGAGAGAAGAAGGUUUGGUGAGAGACGGGGACCUGUCCGUCCUUUUAGGCCUCCUUACAAUGAUGCUAAUGGUGAGGGUUUUCAUCUUAAUUCGGAGGAUGGCCCUAGGCCUUUUAGGUUCUGUGCAGAAGAUGAUCCGGAGUUCCAUCAAAGAGGCAACUUGAGAGAGAGGGAUUUUGACAGGAGGAUUAAGAACCGGUCAGGAAAUGCACCUAGAAGACCAAGAAGCAUUGAAGAGCAGGAAGCAAAUUACAGGCAUGGCGGGCAGGUGUGGCAUGAUGAUGGGUUUGAUGAGAUAUCUCGAGUGAAGAGAAAAAGAUUUUGAUUUUGAUUCAUCUGUGUGUUAGGACUAAAGUGUCUUGUUCAAGUGGAGAUAGAACUUGCAGCCUGGAUUGGUCUUGGUAAUUUACAGCCUGAUCAGGGAUAUUUUACUUGCUCAAAGCAUUAAGGAAGUUGCUGCUCUGUUUGCAGUUUUAAUCAAGUUGUGAGAUAAACAUCAGAUGCUGGCUUUGCUUUUCAGUUAUGUGGUUCAAGACUGGAUGAUUUGCAACCAAGACUGGAUGAUUUGCAUUGUUGUGUACAUAGCUUGGCUCUUCUGGUAUUAUGGUGGCUAAAUCAUCACUAAACUCGUACUAUAAGUUCCUACGAAUAAUGGGCAUUAGGGCAGUGUCUCAGCUUUAUUUACUAAGUUGUACUUUCAUAAAUUAUGGUGGCGCAUUAUAAAUAUUGGCGAAGUAUUUCAUAUAAUCCUUCAGUGAAGAUUCUCCUAAAGUUUCUUAGUAUCUUCGACUGUUGAUUUUGGUGCUUGGCAGUCCAGAGCAGGUAUGCUUGAAGGAGCUGUUAGAACUUUGAAUUAAUGUUUAACCAUCAAGGAAUAAUUAAUAUAGUUGCUAAUUGCCUAUUAUU
Alnus glutinosa is the source of this 5200-nucleotide messenger RNA. RefSeq lists its product as uncharacterized. The transcript is spliced from 4 exons. The coding region runs from base 342 to 4619 and encodes 1425 amino acids. The record is from RefSeq and is a predicted model, not a curated record. NCBI's taxonomy places the organism in Eukaryota, Viridiplantae, Streptophyta, Magnoliopsida, Fagales, Betulaceae.